Molecule: messenger RNA, 3932 nt
Organism: Dissoconium aciculare CBS 342.82
Lineage: Eukaryota; Fungi; Ascomycota; Dothideomycetes; Mycosphaerellales; Dissoconiaceae
Product: WD40 repeat-like protein
Exons: 3
Coding region: 471-3584 (1037 amino acids)
Biological process (GO): protein deubiquitination; double-strand break repair via homologous recombination
Molecular function (GO): ubiquitin binding
Source: RefSeq, a predicted model, not a curated record
GUAGAAAUGAUCAUAGCUGAUGGAAAAUCCCAAAUGCUGAGUCAGCACAAACUCUCCAUCGCCGUUCCCCUGCCCUGCAGCCCUGAGAGCGUUCGGCCGCGCAAUGCGUCAUUCUUCACACACGUGGCUCACGAUCUCGUCAAUGCCGUGUUGCGCCGGCCCGAUCGGACAUAGAACAGUAACCCACUGUCGCUGUUCAUCAGGCUCCAUUGCUUCCAGACGAUACCACGUGCAUAAUUUUAUGAGCAUAGCUAGCUCUACAUCUGACGAAUGCUCUGAUUACAUGACAUCAAUGCAAUGCAAUGACCGCAAUGACCCAUAAUGCGACAGGCGCGAUUCUCCACGCGACUGCCAACUGCUCACGCGCUUGAGCUCGACCAUGAAACGGACUGAGCUUACGACACUGCUUUGAGAGACACCAAGUGGCACUACAUCUAUACAGCUAGUAUUCACAACAAUUAUCCGCCUCAAUGGCCCGCAAGGCGCGGCAUCGCAUCAGCUACGUGCUACCACUACCCAAUGCAGCCGGAGGCCACAGACUAGGAGUAAAUGGGCUCGCUGUAGAUUCAACGAACUCCAUUCUGUAUUCAGCUGGGCGUGAUGGCUGUCUCUGCACCUGGGAUCUUCACCUCGAUGUCCACAAUGGCCGCCCUCUCGAUUACGAUGCUAAGCCUCCCACCUCUCCCGCGACUACAUUUAAACAGCAAAUCCAGGCGCAUACGCACUGGAUCAACGAUAUUGCCCUUGCCCAAUCUGGCCGAGCACUGGUCUCAGCUUCGUCAGACAUCACUGUAAAAUUAUGGAGACCGGCGGCAGCUGAUGGCCAGCCCCCACAAACGAUUGGUCUGCACAGCGAUUAUGUAAAGACGCUCGCCGUACCUUCGGCCACGAGUGAUUGGAUUGCGAGCGGUGGUCUGGAUCGCAAGAUUUGUCUAUGGGACUUGAAUGGUGGCGGACAAAAGCUUGCGAUCAACGUCGGAGAUGACGAAGCGCAUAGCCUGCUCAGUGUGGAGAAGGGCAGCGUAUAUGCCCUGGCUGCGACCAACUCAAUAAUAGCAAGUGGUGGGCCAGAAAAGACUGUGAGAGUAUGGGAUGCGCAAUCGGGAAAGAGGAUAACGAAGCUUGUGGGGCACACCGACAAUAUUCGGGACAUUUUGAUCAGUCAGGAUGGAACGACGAUUAUGACUGCAAGCAGCGAUUGCACUGUGAAGGUGUGGAGUACAACCGCAGGACGCUGCAUGUAUACUCUGACCAUGCACGACGCUAGUGUCUGGUCGCUAUUCUCCGACGAGCCGGAUCUGUCGAUCUUUUACUCCAGCGACAGGAACGGGUUGGUAGCCAAGACGGACACGAGAAAUGUAGUCGAGCUUGACGAAGGUCUCUCAUUGACGCUCCUCCAAGAACACGAAGGUGUGCACAAAGUCGUUGCCAGUGGUGGCUACGUUUGGGCGGCAACGAGCAGGCCGAGUAUCAACCGAUGGCGAGAUGUCAGCACUGACGAUCUCGAAGUUGAAAUGCCUGAGCGUUCGCUGCAUCCUCACCAUCGAUCUAGCGCCACAACUUAUGCUAGCAAGUAUGGAAGCCUUUCAAGUCGAAGGGAAACCAUGCAAAGCUCAAUAGAACAUGCUGCUCCAGCGCCCGGGAAGCGGAGAAUACCAUCCAAACACGUACUUCGACUGACGAAUACCGGCUUUCUUCCAUUCGCAGCCAUUCCUGACCCCGAGGUAGUCUCAAUGCAUGGCCGUUCAGAUUCGCAGAACAUUGAAGCCCCGGGAACGCAUGCCAUUCGAACACAGCCCGAUGGAUCUAUCGAAGGCCAGAAUGGCUUGAUCAAGCAUGUCAUGCUCAGCGAUAGGAGGCGAGUGCUGACUCUUGACACCGCCGGUGAAGUGGUCAUGUGGGAUCUGCUGAGAUGCGUCCCUGUUCGAUCCUACGGUAAGCGCCAUCUAGAUGACGUCAAGGCUGAAGAGACAGUGAGCACGACGACGGUGCCCAAUUGGUGCUCUGUCGAUACUCGCACAGGAAGUCUUGCUGUGGUAUUGGAAGAACAGACCUGCUUCGAUGCAGAAAUGUAUGCCGACGAAUUACAGCUCGACCCUGAGGUUGUGUUGAAGGAGGAUGCCCGUAUCAAUUUGGGCAAAUGGGUGCUUCGAAGCCUCUUCACAAAACUCGUAGAUGAGGAGGUCAGACGCGAUAACGAAUUCCGCAAGACUCUCUUUGCUGAGUUUGAGCGGCAGAAGCUCACCGGAAGUCCUUCAGCUUCGAUGAAGAUUCAAAUACCUCCUGCGAAUAUCAGCAGCUGGCGAGGCCAUACAUCUGGUCCAGACUCGUCUUCUACAUUACGAGCAAAUACGAAUGGAGCGAGCAAGGUACCGUUCACGCCAGGCUUUGGAAUUGGUGUGGCAACUCCAGCCGUAAUAUCUCCGCCCAAGACCUCAGCCACCCUCGGCGCUCUAUCACCAAGUGUAGAGAGCAGAACAUCCAGCGAUCAGCCUAGUGAUCAAAAUGCUCCACGAAAAUCUGGCGAGAGGGAAGAUGAUUACUUUUCGACUCUGCGAGCCCCCAGCACUGAUGUGACAUCUCCUGGUGGAAACUCCGUCUUUGCUGCGACGCCCGGUGAGGUGCCGGAUGCCGUAGCCGCUCCAACCGAGACUUCUGGUGGCCAGGAGGUAAUCAAAGAAGGCUUGUUCGGCAAGAAAUUCCUUAAGAGCAUGUCCUUUUCGGGCAUGAAGAAGCUCGGUCGCUCACAAACAGGCGAAAACAAAGCCGUACCCGGAGAGAAAGACGAGAACGAUGCACUUAACAAAGAGAGCAGCUCAAAUGAUGGCCCGAGCAACAACAAAGAAACACUCCAGGGUUUGGUCAAUAAAAUUCAUCACGCUUAUGAAGAGUCCCUACGUCACCAAGUUCAGGCUCAACAAGCUCGCGAGAACGGCAUGCCCAUUGCCGCCGCUCCAAUUGAAUUAGUUACGAUGAUCACACCUCCUCCACCCGACGAAACCCCUCUCCUCCUCCCGCCGCCGAACACAACGAUCCUCAUUCAGGAAGACCGACCCGAGGCAGGCGGUGUCGCCGACCUCUUCGAGGGUCGCGUGAGCAACCUCGGCGAACAAUGCGACCUCGUCGAACGCGCCGCACCACUCUGGCUUGGCGACUUGCUAUUGAAGAAUCUCCUGCCUUUCAAAGAGAUUACCAAAAUCUCCUUCAUCCUUGAACCCUGGCAGGACAAACUCCCGCCCGUAUCGGGCCCGUCGUCGGGUGGCGAAGGCGCAAAUCGUCUCAAUGCCAACCGCAUGCUCCGGGCCAGAAAGAUUCUCGCGUAUGUCGCCGAGCGCAUUGAGCCGCAGGAGCAAUGGCAGCCUGGAGCGAUGUCUUCCGCGGAGAUCAAUAUGAUGCGACCGGAGGAGUAUUUGGAGUUGUGGUGUCAGGAUAAGCUCGUGCCGCCGACGAUGACGCUACUUACGAUCCGCACACAUCUUUGGAAAGGACCUGGAAAUGAUGUUCUGCUGCACUACAAGGCCAAUGGCGCUAAGAGGAUGUCGCUUGUAUCUUCACCGCAAAAAAGGAAAUCAGGCGUGCCGUGAUGCUCGAAUUUAUUCAUUACAAGACCUAUGACCGAAAAGACCUUCGGGAUAUGUGUGGACCAAUUUUACACAAGAGACCCGUUCCACAAAGAUUCAUCUGCCAUUUCCUGAAAGACUUGAAAUAUCCUUAAAACAUUUUAAAGCCUGGCGUGAUUAUUCGAAGUUCGUACUAAGUAAGUCUGGCCAAAAAGGUCUCACCCGACACAUCGUCGAUCUCGAUGGAGUGUCUGGUCGCUCAGCGCGCUGCCCGAGAAAAAGCUUGUAAGCCAAUCCAUCCACCAUCUCAAUUGCUUCCUUGACAGCAUCGGCCGAUAACAGCGCAUCUGUUGCCUGGAGAAUUGAAUCAAA